CCUCUUCCCCACGCCAGCGGAGAAGCAGAAUACAAGGACCCCAGUAGCUAGGCUGUGUGAUUAAUUCUUAUAUAUACCUAUAUUAAAAAAUAAUUUUAAAAAAGGAAAAUUUUCUCAGCCGAAACUAACGUUUAAGGGAUUUUGUAAGAAAGUGCGAGGAAGGGCUUCAACAGAAAAAGAAAGCAGGCGGGUGCCCCUGCGCAGCAGCCUACAGCAUCCUCCCUUUGCAUCUCGUUCUCAUCUCUCCUCCUUCUUUGCCUCUGCGCUUUUACAAGACUCCUGGCUCUCCCACUCCGAUCCCCUGUGACUGUUAAGUUGGCGCGAGCCGCGGCGUGUCCGUUUUUCUCUUGUUGGAGCUUGAACCCCAUUUCUGAGCUGCUGGAAGUGUACCACCACAGCCCCCGAGAGCUGGCUGGACUCUGUAGUUUUCGUCUUCCCGACACAGGCGGAUCAUCGCGGGGACCUUGCGCGGAGUCAAAGGGACUGGAAAUUAUUUAUCCCUCUCACAUUGACGUAACGCAUGGUGGGAAUUUCUGCCUCUUUUCAGUAUCGCACUGGGAAGCUCUCCACCAUGCCCGACUCACCUGCGGACGUUAAAACACAGUCCAGGUUGACCCCCCCUACCAUGCCACCCCCACCCAGUACACAAGGAGCACCUCGUAACAGCUCCUACACACCCACCACAUUAACCAAUGGCAGUAGCCACUCCCCAACAGCCCUCAAUGGUGCUCCAUCUCCUCCAAAUGGCUACAGCAAUGGUCCUAGUUCAUCCUCCUCAUCCUCUCUGGCCAACCAGCAGCUGCCGCCAGCCUGUGGUGCUCGGCAGCUCAGCAAGCUGAAGCGCUUCCUCACAACUCUUCAGCAGUUUGGGAACGACAUCUCUCCUGAAAUUGGUGAACGAGUCCGCACGUUAGUGCUGGGACUGGUGAAUUCCACGCUAACCAUCGAGGAAUUUCACUCCAAGCUCCAAGAAGCAACCAACUUCCCCCUGCGACCUUUUGUCAUACCCUUUCUGAAGGCGAACCUGCCACUCCUUCAGAGGGAGCUGCUGCACUGUGCCAGGCUAGCUAAGCAGAACCCAGCUCAGUACCUAGCCCAGCAUGAGCAGCUACUCCUGGACACCAGCACCACAUCCCCGGUGGACUCUUCUGAACUCCUGAUGGACGUCAAUGAGAACGGCAAGAGAAGGACGCCAGACAGAACCAAAGAGAAUGGCUUCGAGCGAGAUGGUUCCCUGCAUCCUGAAGUCCACCCCAGCAAACGACCCUGCACCAUGAGCCCUGCCCAGCGUUUCAGUCCAUCUAAUGGUCUUUCCUACCAACCCAAUGGCCUGCCACACCCGGGUCCACUUCCCCCGCAGCACUACAGAUUAGAUGACAUGGCCAUUGCCCAUCAUUACCGUGAUACCUACAGGCACCCAGCCUCUAAUCAUCGGGAGAUCCGGGAGAGAGCCAGACCCAUUGGAAUGCAUGCAGGAACCAGGCAGGAGGAAGUCAUCGACCACAGGCUGACAGACAGGGAAUGGGCUGAGGAAUGGAAGCACCUUGACCAUGUAAGAAAACUGCUGAACUGUAUCAUGGACAUGGUAGAGAAAACGAGGCGCUCACUGACGGUGCUGAGGCGGUGCCAGGAGGCCGACCGAGAGGAGCUCAACUACUGGAUUAGGCGAUACAGUGAUGCAGAGGAGCUGAAGAAAGGUGCUGCUAGUGGGCAGUCAAGGCAGCAGAGCCCUGCUGCACAGGAAAACACAACAUCAGAAAUUCACAGGGAGCUCCUGCACCGGCCAAUGUCCGGCUACGUCCCCGAAGAGAUCUGGAAGAAAGCUGAAGAGGCAGUGAAUGAAGUGAAGCGACAGGCCAUGUCAGAGCUGCAGAAAGCCGUGUCAGAGGCCGAGAGAAAGGCUCACGAGAUGAUCAGCAGUGAGAGGGCAAAGAUGGAGCGCACAGUAGCUGAGGCCAAGCGUCAGGCAGCUGAGGAUGCACUCUCCAUAAUCAACCAACAGGAGGACUCCAGCGAGAGCUGCUGGAACUGUGGUCGUAAGGCCAGUGAGACAUGCAGUGGCUGCAACACAGCACGCUACUGUGGUUCCUUCUGCCAGCAUAAGGAUUGGGAGAAGCACCACCAUGUCUGUGGUCAGACCCUCCAGGCCCAGCAGCAGCAAUCCAGCCAGCAGCAGGGAGGUAUCCCAGGAUCAGAGACCCCUGCUCCCAUCAGCUCCUCUGCCUGCACCCCAAGCAGCGGGACUGGGAGUCCAGCUGCAACCCCACCUGCUGCUACCCCACGUUCAUCCACUCCCAGCACCCCAUCCUCCGCUGCCCUUGAUGGCACACCACGCUAAGAGACACACACAGGCAAAAGCUCUGAAGGUGUAACAGCCAGCCCUCAAACCUACAAACAGCAUGACUGUUUACAUAGCCUUGCAAAAACACUAAUACUGUGGCUAACAGAAAGAGAUGGCAAAGCUUCUGUCUAUCUUGCAGCAUAGUCAAAGAAGGAGAAAGACGAGGUCCAUAAUCAGGUCAUAUUGACUUGCCAUGACUUUAAAGAAAACACAAAGAUAUUCUUUGUUUUGAAUGAAUGAAUUUAAAUAUUGACAUCCUUUUAUGGUUACACUUUGGCUAUUCUUGUCUUUUUGUCGUUGUACCUGUUAUUGUUAUUGUUGUUGUCAUUGUAGCUUAUCUUAUUACUUUCUGUAAAUAUAAAGAGACUGACCAGAGAUAACCGUGAACUCAAGACAAAUAUCUCUGACCUUCCCUUUUUCAGUGUUUUUAUUUUUCAUCCUUAGCUUAAGGCUUAUUUUCUUCCUGUACCUGGGACAUAAGCCUAAUCAACUUCAAACAUUUUACCAAACAACAUACAAAGGCAACAUUCCUAGCUAGCAGAACGAUAGAACUUAUUGUAAAGAAACAGAUUAGAUUAAACACCCCGAACGUUACAUAAACAAGUUUCCUGCCUGCAGAGGGGAGAGGGAUGGACUGAAACUCUGGCCCACAGACCGCCAUGAAAUGGGCAGAUGUGCAGCAGAUUGCAAGCAGAGCCAGCUGUUCUACCAAUGUUAUUACCCUCUCACUUGUAAUAAUAUCCAUGUCAGUGGGCUGGGAAAUACAAAUCUGCCCCCCCAGAAGGAUGCAGAGGGAAGAAAUCUUGGACAAGAUGCAAAAACUUUGCCCACUGCACACGUAGAGGAUAUACGGAAUGCAGUUCGCACAUGCUUGCUCAGUGGGUCACAAAAGCUUUGAAACAAACAGGAGGUGAGGUCAUCAUCCUGCCAGCUAGACUGUCAAAUCACCUGGACAGCAGCCACUGGGCCGCUCAGAGCUGGAAGCCUUCAAUGUGGAGAUUCACCCCAGCUGCUCCCCUCCUGUCUCAUGAUUGAAAAAGCAUUAUCAUCGUUCUCCAUGUUCUUAUUAGUUUCUGUAGAUGUCAUGGUGUGUAAGACUUCUGUCCUGUGGUGUCAGCAAUGGUUAUUUAUUGCAUAUGUGUUGGACAAUUGUGACAAUGCAUAGUUCUUCAACCAGUCACAACUCCAAGUCCUUCAUAACUCUCGUUCUAGCUGGUGCAAAAAAAAAAAAGAUGAAAAAAAGGAGUGUUAUCUUUUUUCAAGCUGCUUUUCUAUUAUGUGUGUAAGUAGUAGAUUCCUCGUAGUUCUAUAAGUUUAUUCCUCCCCCCAGUUCUCAAAAAAAGAGACACGCUAUAUCUCAGAGCUGCUACUUGAGUCUGACCCAGAUCUUUUCUGAGAACUAGCAUGUUGCGCGGAAUGCUAACCUAAAUGUUUUGUACAAGGGACAUACAUAAAUGUAUUUGCACUGUCACGGAGGUUAUUUCGGCAUGCUUCUUUUCAGCAUAUUUGUGUUGUUGGUAUAGAGCCAUAAUUCAACAACCAUUUUGUCUGUAGGUUUAGCAUUACUUGUUUUUAUAUUAUUGGAUGGAUGGCAUUGGGAAAAAUGUUAACACACCAAAUCCAUCUAUAUAUAUAUUUUUUUUCUACUCACCAUUGAUAAGAAAGGCAGCCAUAAAGUCAUGUUUUUGUUUGAAUAGUUACAGACAGUGCAUGCACAUUACUGAAGGUUUGUUAAAUAUUUGUUAUUUUUUAGAAAAACUGAAAAAUUACCAAAAGAAAAAGGACAAAAUACAAAAAAAAAAAAAAAAAAAAAAAAAUCAACAAAGUAAUUUUCCAAAUGCAAAGGUGUAGACUCCGAUUGACAGCUUUAACACUGCAAAGCACCAGGUAACACACACAGUAUUAACACAAAAGUUAAACAUGAAAACACCAAAAACAGCCAAAGACUGACACCAAGGACCAAAAUCCUGACUUAAACAAUUUCUGGAAAGGGGUUUGUCCACUCAUGUUAGAUAUUUAUUUCUCCAGUUUUCAUCCACACUGUCACGAAAAAACUUUAUUUAAAUGAUUUAUGGAAAACAGAAGCACCUAUCUUUCAUUGUGAAGUGAGAAGGUGUCAAUAAAACAUGACGACCAUUUACAGCAGUGAUACGUUUGAACUGGAGCAAUAAUGUUUAAUGAAAUAUCAAAACUUCUCUUAAUAUUUUUCAAGUAGAGUUAAAAAUACUUUAUUGUUCAUUACAGCAUUUUCUCAUCAAACAAAUGUCAGAUAAAGUGUCCAUUUCAGCUUUAAGCAUUUUUUUUUUUCUUUUAAUCCAACAAAGUGAAUGUGAGACCGAAUUUUCACACUAAGAUCCUCUGCAGUUGUUUUCUAUACAUUCAAAUGAAAUUAAGGGAUAAAAACAUAGUUGUAGCUUUGAUGGAAAACUUGAGUGUAAAUCAAACAAACCUCUUAUUUGCAGAAAGAGAGCACUUACCCUGACACAAACACAGGCUCCUCACCCCAAAAACCUUGGUGCUACACAGAAAAGCGCGUUACAAAAAAUUCUGACCUCAAGGAACAGGUGAAGGCCCGGAAACGGCAGUUAGCUCCCUCUAGCCUUCAUCAUCUCUCCCUUCUUGUCUGAAUAAAAUACACACCUGAAUUCUUGACUUUAAAGGGUUAAACAAUCCAAAUAGGUGUCUAACACCCUCGUAACAACUUCUCAGAAGCUGUGAAAAGACAGCCAAGCUGUCUUAACACUUGUGUAUUUAGAAUUAUACAACAAAUAAACUAUGUGUUCAUUAUUAUCAGGGCAAAAUCUGGGUUUAAAAAAAAAACAAAACAAGGCAAACACGAUCAGUCAACGGCUCUUUGAAAAACUUUUUUCCACUUCUACCCUCUUCUGUGUGUGUUUUGCUACAAAUUCCUCAGUGGCAAACAAGUUUCACUCUACCUCUUACAGCACGAAAAGAGCAUCAGUCGCGGCACUGAUACUGGUCUAGUCGAAACCAAAUGGGCACAAGAGAACAGGAAAAUGAUAAAAACCCAAAGUCGAAGCUCAUACAGCUGCAAACCAUAUCACUACUUGGUAACAAUGCAGACCUCAUGAAUAAAUGAAACAUAAAUGAACAAAAAUUUGAAAAAAAAAAAACAGAAAAAAUAACUUUUAUGUUCCUUUAUGCCUGUGGCGUUUCAAGAGUCUGAAUUGUUUGAACAGAUCUUUUGAAAAAAUGUGCUAAUAAAAAAAAAGUGUUUUCAAUUCCUAUUUCAGUGACACAAGCUAAGGUUACAAAUAAGAAAUGGUUCUCUUGAUCUGUUUUCUCCCCUUUUUUCUCCUCUUCUCUGUUGUGAAGACAUGCUGAUGUGCUUGUUGACUUGUCAGCUGGGGAAUACACAAAAUAAAAUGAAGAUCGAGGCUAUGAAUUUAGGCAUGCCGGUUUUUGACAAUAGGGGGAAUGUUAUUUAAAUUUUCUACUUAUUAGGAAACAUUGGGGGAAUUGUGGGGGCCAACAGUGAACAGCAUAGCAUUAAUCAUGGGGAAUGAGUUGAACUUCAGGGGUGGGGUGGGGGGGGUUCUGUUCUCUUGAGAAAAUUUAUUAUGGAAAAAAAAAUGCUCAAAUAAUUUGAAGUUGUUGUGCAAUACUUAAUUGAGACAAGAAAACCACAGAUUAGUGGUAGGCUGACAGUAAGUGGUCUUUACAUCGCUUAGGGUCAGUGUCCUCUAGAGAGCUUUCCAGUCUACUAUGUCAGAGCUGUGGUUUCUUGUUGAAUUUUCUUUUUGUUUCUUAAUUUUAGUUUUUCUCUUUUUUGGGGCUGUAAACUAUGGUCUGUCAGUCUGUGAAACUUUGCAGUAUAAUUCUGGUAUUGUUGUUCUAUUCAUGGUGUAAUAAAUAUGUUAAUUCUUGCCCAGAGA
Melanotaenia boesemani (Boeseman's rainbowfish) is the source of this 6237-nucleotide messenger RNA. RefSeq names its product RUNX1 partner transcriptional co-repressor 1 (gene runx1t1). Gene Ontology annotation, biological process: DNA-templated transcription; negative regulation of DNA-templated transcription. The coding region runs from base 521 to 2338 and encodes 605 amino acids. The transcript has 11 exons. Gene Ontology annotation, cellular component: nucleus. The record is from RefSeq and is a predicted model, not a curated record. NCBI's taxonomy places the organism in Eukaryota, Metazoa, Chordata, Actinopteri, Atheriniformes, Melanotaeniidae. Gene Ontology annotation, molecular function: transcription corepressor activity.